AAAACAUCAAAUCUGAAAUCAAUCCAACAAUUAUAAUACUAUAUUAUAACCAUCGUUUUAUAAUAUUAUUUAUAAUGACAAUCAGCGUUUAGGAAAUUAGUAAUUAGAAAUAAAAAAUAUUAAUGUUUGCAAAUAAAUAAAGUAUGAUACUACUAUCUUCAUUUGUUUCAAAUAAAAUAGGUUUAAGCAUUUUUUUGUUAUAAUCAACAAGAUUUCUUUUGUUUAAAAUAUAAUACUAUGGGUGGAUGUUGCAGUUGGUGUAAGGACGAAGACACCUAUGGUGGAAUAGAUCAAGAACGUACUCACCUUUUAAUUGAUCCUUCAUGUAACAAUACAAGUAUUCAACGUGCUACUGAAGAAUAUCAUUAUGGUUCUUUACCUAAAGAAUCGGAGGAGCAAGCUGGAUUAAAUCGUAUACUAGAAGAAAUAUCAGCAAAUGUAAUUGACGUUGGAGCAUUACACAGCUGUAUAGAUCAACAAGAAGUAUUAGAACGCCAAAAUCACUACAAUGCAAAACUACAAAACUUGCCACUUUCAUCAGUCGCCAAUACUGUUGUCAGCUUAAGACAAGCUCCAGCAUGUUUACUAAAAGAUAUUCCAGGUCCUGAGAGAGUAUUAUCUCGAAACCUUGAUUUACCAGAUAACUACCGCGACAUAUUGGCUCGAGUAAUUGAAAUACAAAGACUAAUUUCCAUUAUGAGUGUGGAACACAAGGGUGAUUUAGUAGUUGAAUUUUAAAUGGGAGACAUCAACAAUAAGAUAUAUUCAACUUAUAAAAUUAUUUAUACAUUAUUAUUAUUAUUAUUAUUACAUAAACAUCUAAAACAUGUGAA
Molecule: messenger RNA, 833 nt
Organism: Adelges cooleyi (spruce gall adelgid)
Lineage: Eukaryota; Metazoa; Arthropoda; Insecta; Hemiptera; Adelgidae
Exons: 3
Coding region: 238-738 (166 amino acids)
Biological process (GO): endosomal transport; lysosome organization; cholesterol homeostasis
Cellular component (GO): Ragulator complex; late endosome membrane; lysosome
Molecular function (GO): molecular adaptor activity; guanyl-nucleotide exchange factor activity
Source: RefSeq, a predicted model, not a curated record